UCAUUCAGGGGUGGGACUGAAGAAGAAGGCUAACUUGACAGCAGCGCUUCUUUCUUAGCUAGUCACCGGCCCCUACUCAAGAAUGCCAGUGUGUGUGUAGCCUCCGCAGAGAGGUCGUUUUCUUGGAGUCCAAAGGGGCCGCCUGAGCUUCUGAAAACUAGGGAGGAGCCAUCCCAGCCAUGAGCCCCUGUGGGAAUCUGCUGGGGGCCAAGUGGCCUGGAGUCCUCAGGCUCCCCCAGCUGCUCCGGAGGGAGAGGUGAGCUCAGGGCAGCCUGCCUGCCGCCAGAGGUGCCGGGAGCCCCGGGCCUGUCAUGGUGGCCAUCUACAGCCAGCCUGAGGCAGUCACAGACGGAUUUGCAGCUGAGCCUGUCUAUCUGGUGUGGGAAGAAGAUGGGGAGUUACUUGUCAGUCCCGGCUUACUUCACCUCCAGAGACCCAUUUCGGUGUUCAGAAUGCCAGGAUUCCCUCACGAACUGGUACUAUGAGAAGGAUGGGAAGCUCUACUGCCCCAAGGACUACUGGGGGAAGUUUGGGGAGUUCUGUCAUGGGUGCUCCCUGCUGAUGACAGGGCCUUUUAUGGUGGCUGGGGAGUUCAAGUACCACCCAGAGUGCUUUGCCUGUAUGAGCUGCAGGGUGAUCAUUGAGGAUGGGGAUGCAUAUGCACUGGUGCAGCAUGCCACCCUCUACUGUGGGAAGUGCCACAAUGAGGUGGUGCUGGCACCCAUGUUUGAGAGACUCUCCACAGAGUCUGUUCAGGAGCAGCUGCCCUACUCUGUCACGCUCAUCUCCAUGCCGGCCACCACUGAAGGCAGGCGGGGCUUCUCCGUGUCCGUGGAGAGUGCCUGCUCCAACUACGCCACCACUGUGCAAGUGAAAGAGGUCAACCGGAUGCACAUCAGUCCCAACAAUCGCAAUGCCAUCCACCCUGGGGACCGCAUCCUGGAGAUCAAUGGGACCCCCGUCCGCACACUUCGAGUGGAGGAGGUGGAGGAUGCAAUUAGCCAGACCAGCCAGACACUUCAGCUGUUGAUUGAACAUGACCCCGUCUCCCAACGCCUGGACCAGCUGCGGCUGGAGGCCCGGCUCGCUCCUCACAUGCAGAAUGCCGGACACCCCCACGCCCUCAGCACCCUGGACACCAAGGAGAAUCUGGAGGGGACACUGAGGAGACGUUCCCUGAGGCGCAGUAACAGUAUCUCCAAGUCCCCUGGCCCCAGCUCCCCAAAGGAGCCCCUGCUGUUCAGCCGUGACAUCAGCCGCUCAGAAUCCCUUCGUUGUUCCAGCAGCUAUUCACAGCAGAUCUUCCGGCCCUGUGACCUAAUCCAUGGGGAGGUCCUGGGGAAGGGCUUCUUUGGGCAGGCUAUCAAGGUGACACACAAAGCUACGGGCAAAGUGAUGGUCAUGAAAGAGUUAAUUCGAUGUGAUGAAGAGACCCAGAAAACUUUUCUGACUGAGGUGAAAGUGAUGCGCAGCCUGGACCACCCCAAUGUGCUCAAGUUCAUUGGUGUGCUGUACAAGGAUAAGAAGCUGAACCUGCUGACAGAGUACAUUGAGGGGGGCACACUGAAGGACUUUCUGCGCAGUAUGGAUCCGUUCCCCUGGCAGCAGAAGGUCAGGUUUGCCAAAGGAAUCGCUUCUGGAAUGGCCUAUUUGCACUCUAUGUGCAUCAUCCACCGGGAUCUGAACUCGCACAACUGCCUCAUCAAGUUGGACAAGACUGUGGUGGUGGCAGACUUUGGGCUGUCACGGCUCAUAGUGGAAGAGAGGAAAAGGCCCCCCAUGGAGAAGGCCACCACCAAGAAACGCACCUUGCGCAAGAACGACCGCAAGAAGCGCUACACAGUGGUGGGAAACCCCUACUGGAUGGCCCCUGAGAUGCUGAACGGAAAGAGCUAUGAUGAGACGGUGGAUAUCUUCUCCUUUGGGAUCGUUCUCUGUGAGAUCAUUGGGCAGGUGUAUGCAGAUCCUGACUGCCUUCCCCGAACACUGGACUUUGGCCUCAACGUGAAGCUUUUCUGGGAGAAGUUUGUUCCCACAGAUUGUCCCCCAGCCUUCUUCCCGCUGGCCGCCAUCUGCUGCAGACUGGAGCCUGAGAGCAGACCAGCAUUCUCGAAACUGGAGGACUCCUUUGAGGCCCUCUCCCUAUACCUGGGGGAGCUGGGCAUCCCGCUGCCUGCAGAGCUGGAAGAGUUGGACCACACUGUGAGCAUGCAGUACGGCCUGACCCGGGACUCACCUCCCUAGCCCUAGCCCAGCCCCCUGCAGGGGGGUGUUCUACAGCCAGCAUUGCCCCUCUGCGCCCCAUCCCUGCUGUGAGCAGGGCCGUCCAGGCUUCCUGUGGAUUGGCGGCCUGUUUAGAAGCAGAACAAGCCAUUCCUACUACCUCCCCAGGAGGCAAGUGGGCGCAGCACCAGGGAAAUGUAUCUCCACAGGUUCUGGGGCCUAGUUACUGUCUGUAAAUCCAAUACUUGCCUGAAAGCUGUGAAGAAGAAAAAAACCCCUGGCCUUUGGGCCAGGAGGAAUCUGUUACUCAAAUCCACCCAGGAACUCCCUGGCAGUGGAUUGUGGGAGGCUCUUGCUUACACUAAUCAGCGUGACCUGGACCUGCUGGGCAGGAUCCCAGGGUGAACCUGCCUGUGAACCUGCCUGUGAACUCUGAAGUCACUAGUCCAGCUCGGUGCAGGAGGACUUCAAGUGUGUGGACGAAAGAAAGACUGAUGGCCAGGAGGCACUCAAAGGGUGUGAAAAAGUCAGUGAUGCUCCCCCUUUCCACUCCAGAUCCUGCCCUUCCUGGAGCAAGGUUGAGGGAGUAGGUUUUGAAGAGUUCCUUAAUAUGUGGUGGCACAGGCCAGGAGUUAGAGAAAGGGCUGGCUUCUGUUUACCUGCUCACUGGCUCUAGCCAGCCCAGGGACCACAUCAUGUGAGGGGAAGCCUGCACCUCAUGUUUUCAAGCUUAAUACUAGAGACUGGCUGAGAACUUAUGGACAACAUCCUUUCUGUCUGCAACAAACAGUCACAAGCACAGGAAGAGGCUGAGGGACUAGAAAGAGGCCCUGCCCUCUAGAAAGCUCAGAUCUUGGCUUCUGUUACUCAUACUCUGGUGGGCUCCUUAGAUGCCUAAAACAUUUUGCCUAAAGCUAGAUGGGUUCUGGAGGACAGUGUGGCUUGUCACAGGCCUAGAGUCUGAGGGAGGGGAGUGGGAGUCUCAGCAAUCUCUUGGUCUUGGCCUCGUGGCAACCAUUGCUCACUCUUCAACAUGCCUGGUUUAGGCAGCAGCUUGGGCUGGGAAGAGGUGGUGGCAGAGUCCCAAAGCUGAGAUGCUGAGAGAGAGAGCUCCCUGAGCUGGGCCAUCUGACUUCUACCUCCCAUGUUUGCUCUCCCAACUCAUUAGCUCCUGGGCAGCAUCCUCCUGAGCCACAUCUGCAGGUACUGGAAAACCUCCAUCUUGGCUCCCAGAGCUCUAGGAACUCUUCAUCACAACUAGAUUUGCCUCUUCUAAGUGUCUAUGAGCUUGCACCAUAUUUAAUAAAUUGGGAAUGGGUUUGGGGUAUUAAUGCAAUGUGUGGUGGUUGUAUUGGAGCAGGGGGAAUUGAUAAAGGAGAGUGGUUGCUAUUACCUUGUUAUAUCUAUUGGGUGGUAUGUGAAAUAUUGUACAUAGACCUGGUGAGUUGUGAGACCAGAUGUCAUCUCUCUGGUCAGAGUUUACUUGCUAUAUAGACUGUACUUACGUGUGAAGUUUGCAAGCUUGCUUUUAGGGCUGAGCCCUGGACUCCCAGCAGCAGCACAGUUCAGCAUUGUGUGGCUGGUUGUUUCCUGGCUGUCCCCAGCAAGUGUAGGAGUGGUGGGCCCGAACUGGGCCAUUGAUCAGACUAAAUAAAUUAAGCAGUUAACAUAACUGGCAA
Symphalangus syndactylus (siamang) is the source of this 3902-nucleotide messenger RNA. RefSeq names its product LIM domain kinase 2 (gene LIMK2). The record is from RefSeq and is a predicted model, not a curated record. Gene Ontology annotation, molecular function: ATP binding; protein binding; protein serine/threonine kinase activity. Gene Ontology annotation, biological process: protein phosphorylation; actin cytoskeleton organization. Gene Ontology annotation, cellular component: nucleus; cytoplasm. Lineage: Eukaryota; Metazoa; Chordata; Mammalia; Primates; Hylobatidae.